AUGUCGUCUGCCGCUCUGAAGGCCUCCUCCGCCGUUUCCGGCUUGAUCGCCAAGACCACCCACUUGACCAACGCCGCCGUCUACUGGUCGAAAGUCACUUUUGACCUCGGCAAGAUCGUGUGGAAGCGGGAACAGAUGAACCCCCCCUCGGUGGAACAGUUCCAGCAGGUGUACCAAAAGGCGUUCAAGUGGUUGCAGUCGCCUCAACAGCAGAAGGAAUGGUUGCAAAAGGUGGCUCAAAUUAAGCCCACUAAGGACACCAUCGCCAAGGGCACUUACUACGGGGUGCAAUUGGCCGCGUUCUACUCCGUCGGGGAAAUGAUCGGCAGAAGACUGAUCUCGGGCUACCCCAAGCCCCACCACGAACACCACUAG
Diutina rugosa is the source of this 375-nucleotide messenger RNA. It is a transcript of the gene ATP20, whose product is annotated as F1F0 ATP synthase subunit g. Gene Ontology annotation, molecular function: proton transmembrane transporter activity. Bases 1 to 375 code for a protein of 124 amino acids. The record is from RefSeq and is a predicted model, not a curated record. The transcript has a single exon. Gene Ontology annotation, biological process: proton motive force-driven ATP synthesis. Lineage: Eukaryota; Fungi; Ascomycota; Pichiomycetes; Serinales; Debaryomycetaceae.